This is a messenger RNA of Esox lucius (northern pike), 1157 nucleotides long. RefSeq names its product basic helix-loop-helix family, member a9 (gene bhlha9). The record is from RefSeq and is a predicted model, not a curated record. Gene Ontology annotation, molecular function: RNA polymerase II transcription regulatory region sequence-specific DNA binding; DNA-binding transcription factor activity, RNA polymerase II-specific; protein dimerization activity. Lineage: Eukaryota; Metazoa; Chordata; Actinopteri; Esociformes; Esocidae. Gene Ontology annotation, biological process: developmental process; regulation of transcription by RNA polymerase II. Bases 255 to 1121 code for a protein of 288 amino acids. The transcript has a single exon.
AAGAAAGGAGGAUAAGACCAGCUUCCAACGACGUCCCAACUGAAUGUCCACGGAAAGACCCGUCAGAACAAAUAGCCCAACAUCAACCCAACAAGCAGCCCAGCAUAACAACCCACGGAUCGAGGGAACAGGAGGUCCUGUUACUGCUACGUCAGCCUUACGAAUACACCAGGUACAUGACAUCUCAUAGUCUCCUCUAUACAAGGAGAACUACACAAAUAUUCGGAAAGCUACGUCACCACAACUAGUGACGGAUGAUGAGCUGCAGCAGCCUGGCAGGGUCAGAGGAGUUCUCAGAAGAGGAGCUAGAGCUCAGCUUGCUGGGUCAGGGUGAGGAUGAUGAGGGAAGUGAUGGAAGCACCAAAGGCCCAUUCCAGGACAGCGAAGGCUCAGCCAGUAGCCCUCCCAGUGAUGACCCUGGCCAGGGCCUGGCCAAGAAGCACAGCCGGCCUGUCCGCUCUAAGGCUCGCCGCGUGGCCGCCAACGUCCGUGAGCGCAAACGGAUCCUGGACUACAAUCAGGCCUUUAACGCCCUGCGGGUGGCGCUGAACCACAACCUAAGCGGCAAGCGGCUCUCCAAAAUUUCCACCUUGCAGAGAGCCAUCAACCGCAUCUCGGCCCUGUCCGUCUUCCUCAGCUCUAACCCUUCCAAUAAGCCCUGUUCCCACCGGGAGUGCCAUAGGUCACCUGGGGGGCCAUUGGCUUUGGGAAUGGUGCGGACAUCACGGCUGGACCAACCCAGGGUCACAGUCCCUCCUCGCCUGGAGCCCCAGUGCUACGUCUCCUGGCACCACACAUCAUUCCCCCACCAAAUUCAGCCUCAGCAAGGUACCCACCCUCACCGGCUGCCCACAGAGGCACACCUUUACAUAGAUAGCACGGGUUCAUCUUGUCCAUCGUCGCCCCACUAUCCUCGCUACCCCACUGAGGGUCAGUUGUACCCCUCACAAGGAAAAGUUGGGAUAGGAAACCACUUGGAACACCAGGCAGGGCUGUGGGCCUCCUGCACCCAGGGCUACAUGGACUCGUUUGUGGAGCCGUCUCCAACCCUGAGCCUCCCCUGGCAGGUCGGCUACCUUCAGGAGACAGCAGGCCCUGAGCCCAACCUGCCUCUGGUCUAACUCUAGGACCAGUUAUUGUCUACUGUGAACCCUGAG